GAUAGAUUCCUUCUCCACCCGGGCCGGUCGCCAGCCGGCAUAAAUACCGACCCCCUCCCCUCCUCCAAUCCUCACAACAGCUCCCAGGCACGGAACCAACAAAUCCCCACCCAAUCUCGUCUCCGAUCGACUCCACGCUCGUCGAAUCCUCCUCCCCCACCGCCUCAAGAUGCAGAUCUUUGUGAAGACCCUCACCGGCAAGACCAUCACUCUUGAGGUGGAGAGCUCCGACACCAUCGACAACGUCAAGGCCAAGAUCCAGGACAAGGAGGGCAUUCCUCCGGACCAGCAGCGUCUCAUCUUCGCUGGCAAGCAGCUGGAGGAUGGCCGUACCCUUGCUGACUACAACAUCCAGAAGGAGUCCACCCUCCACCUUGUCCUGCGUCUGCGUGGUGGCAUGCAGAUCUUCGUGAAGACCCUCACCGGCAAGACCAUCACUCUUGAGGUGGAGAGCUCCGACACCAUCGACAACGUCAAGGCCAAGAUCCAGGACAAGGAGGGCAUUCCUCCGGACCAGCAGCGUCUCAUCUUCGCUGGCAAGCAGCUGGAGGAUGGCCGUACCCUUGCUGACUACAACAUCCAGAAGGAGUCCACCCUCCACCUUGUCCUGCGUCUGCGUGGUGGCAUGCAGAUCUUCGUGAAGACCCUCACCGGCAAGACCAUCACUCUUGAGGUGGAGAGCUCCGACACCAUCGACAACGUCAAGGCCAAGAUCCAGGACAAGGAGGGCAUUCCUCCGGACCAGCAGCGUCUCAUCUUCGCUGGCAAGCAGCUUGAGGAUGGCCGUACCCUUGCUGACUACAACAUCCAGAAGGAGUCCACCCUUCACCUGGUGCUCCGCCUCCGUGGUGGUAUGCAGAUUUUUGUGAAGACCCUCACCGGCAAGACCAUCACCCUUGAGGUUGAGAGCUCUGACACAAUCGACAAUGUCAAGGCCAAGAUCCAGGACAAGGAGGGCAUUCCCCCGGACCAGCAGCGCCUGAUCUUUGCUGGCAAGCAGCUGGAGGAUGGCCGUACCCUCGCCGACUACAAUAUCCAGAAGGAGUCCACCCUCCACCUUGUGCUGCGCCUGCGUGGUGGCAUGCAGAUCUUCGUGAAGACCCUCACCGGCAAGACCAUCACCCUGGAGGUUGAGAGCUCCGACACAAUCGACAAUGUCAAGGCCAAGAUCCAGGACAAGGAGGGCAUUCCCCCGGACCAGCAGCGCCUGAUCUUUGCUGGCAAGCAGCUGGAGGAUGGUCGCACCCUCGCAGACUACAAUAUCCAGAAGGAGUCCACCCUCCACCUGGUGCUCCGUCUUCGCGGUGGUCAGUAAUUGCCCUGUCGUUUGACCUGCUGGUUUAUCCUGGUCGUCCGGUGGGCGGUGCCCUGUCGUUCAGUAGAACUGUUUUCUCGUUCGUGUGAGUCCUACUGUGUUGGUUUGAAAACUGUCGAAUCCCCGUGUCAGUCCUACUGCGUUGGUUUAGUGAACUAUCUGUUGGUUGAAACCGUUGCUGGCACAUCAGUAUCGUUAUAAGUAAUGAAUAAGUGAACUUCAGAUAUUGCUCUUA
Triticum urartu is the source of this 1550-nucleotide messenger RNA. RefSeq names its product polyubiquitin. Lineage: Eukaryota; Viridiplantae; Streptophyta; Magnoliopsida; Poales; Poaceae. Gene Ontology annotation, molecular function: protein binding. The record is from RefSeq and is a predicted model, not a curated record.